This is a messenger RNA of Setaria italica (foxtail millet), 1450 nucleotides long. Its product is annotated as ribonuclease 2. Gene Ontology annotation, cellular component: extracellular region. The transcript has 9 exons. Lineage: Eukaryota; Viridiplantae; Streptophyta; Magnoliopsida; Poales; Poaceae. Gene Ontology annotation, biological process: RNA catabolic process. Bases 346 to 1218 code for a protein of 290 amino acids. Gene Ontology annotation, molecular function: ribonuclease T2 activity; RNA binding. The record is from RefSeq and is a predicted model, not a curated record.
AUAGAUGGAAGCAAAAGGAAAGGGAAACCCAAAAGAGGAGUGCUCGUAGCUGCCGUAGCUUCGCCUAGUGUGUGUAUGCUUCACGAGCACAGCAAGCCACCGAUCUGCAAGCAAAAACUAAUCUUCCCACGGAGGAUUUACCCGAUGCGAAAUUAUAGACUAAUCGAGCCCGCCGUAAUCUCAUUGCUGAUAUCUGGCAUGUUCUCCAAGCCACUCCAUCCAUCCCCACCAUUUCAAGUCGCGAUCUUGCAGCAGUUGAUGGAUUUGCUGCAGUAUACAUAGGCAGAUCCAGACGCGCGCCACGAAGCCUCGAUUCGUUCGGGAAGCGACGGCGGCCGCGGGGUGAUGGAGACGCGGCGGCACCGGCGCGGGCGGAAGCGCCUCCUCCUCCCCCUCUCGCUGCUCUGCCUCGCCGUGCUGCUUCCGAGCGCGCUGCUGGCGCCGUCCGCCUCGGCGUCGUCGUCGCCGGAGGCGGCGGCGGCGGGUGGUAGCAGGAAGCGGCGCUGGGCGGGGUUCGACUACUACGUGCUGGCGCUCCAGUGGCCGGGCACCAUCUGCCGCCAGACCAGCAAUUGCUGCGACACCAAUGGCUGUUGCCGAUCGAAGCCCCUUAAAUGGUUCACGAUUCAUGGUCUCUGGCCACAGUACAACUAUGGGGGAUGGCCAUCAUGCUGCAGACCCGCCAGAUUCAACAUCAAUAAGAUCUUAAUGCUGAUGCCGAUACUAGAGAAGUACUGGCCAUCCCUGUACUGUGGCUCUUCAUCAACCUGCUUUGGUGGAAGGGGGCCAUUUUGGGUGCAUGAGUGGGAAACUCAUGGAACUUGCGCUUAUCCUGAAAUACAGGAUGAAUAUGACUACUUCUCCACAGCACUUUAUCUCUACAGCAAAUACAAUGUUACGAAAGCCCUGAGAAAAGCACAUAUUCGGCCUGCAAGCAGCAGAAGAUACGCUGUUGGACAUAUUGUUGCUGUGAUUGAGUACGCAUUUGGGGCAAUGCCAUCACUUGUUUGUAAGAAUGGCUCAGUUCAAGAACUUAGGCUCUGCUUCCACAAGGAUUAUCAGCCUCGUGAUUGCACGUUCGAGACCGACAAGGCAACGAACAGCAGAAGCUACUGCCCUCGCUACGUCACCUUCCCAUCGUACAAACCAUCCGUGCUGGCCAAUGCUACGGAGGGGAUCAUCGACCAAGCCAGUGGCGAGCUACACGCGUACGGCUGAGUAGAGUUCAGACUCUUCAGGGUUCUGAACUCCGACGAGCACCGAGUCGUGCAGAGCGACGCUACAUUGAUGUGUGUAAAGAAACCGCCAGCCCUGCCUGGUUCUGAAUAAUCUCCAUUCAUGAAUCAUGAAUUCAUGAUCUCGCGUAUGAUAGGCCAUUGAGAUCUGGAACGUGAUGUGAAUAAAUAUCUGAAGAGAGCCCCUGACGUUUUUCCACGAGAAGUCUCUGCCA